This is a messenger RNA of Cataglyphis hispanica, 708 nucleotides long. RefSeq lists its product as uncharacterized. Lineage: Eukaryota; Metazoa; Arthropoda; Insecta; Hymenoptera; Formicidae. Bases 1 to 708 code for a protein of 235 amino acids. The record is from RefSeq and is a predicted model, not a curated record. The transcript is spliced from 2 exons.
AUGGCAAUCAUUCAUCUAAAGUUUGAACGAAUAUUUUAUAUUCUCCGAAUAUUUGGAACCUUUACAAAUACAUGGCCGGCACGUCCGGAUAUUGAAAGAAAUGAAGUCCUUCUUCGCGAUCUUUAUUAUUAUUUUGCGAUUUUUAUAUUAAUGACAGUGUGGAUACCAAUGAUAAUAAAGACAUACAUAUGUCGAAAUGAUAUCGGAAUAUUAAUGAAGAACUUGUCUCAUAUAGCAGCCUUAACAGAAGCUAUUUUCAAUUCAAUUUUAUGUAGAAUUAAAAGAAAACAACUGCAGAGUCUGUUGAUGAACAUCGAAAAAUUUGUGGAAGUCUCCGAGGAUUGUGAAAAAGUUAUUCUACAGAAAUAUGCAGAUCGUUAUGCAAUGUUUAUCUCAGCUGUUGCGAUAUCCUUUAUCGUAGCAGGAGUCACUGUCGUUUGCGCUCCGUUAUUUUUACCUCUAGAUUUUCCCACGGAUGUAUGGUAUCCGUUUUCGACAGAACCACUAUUAAGAAAAUUUAUUCUUUAUAUUAUGCAAAUAUUUAUAAUUGCACAAACUGUCUUCUGCCUUGGUGUAGAUAUCAUGAUUGCUGUUAUUUUAUUCUAUUCUACAGCUAAACUGGAGAUAUUGGCUUUCGAAGUGGAGCAAGCUACUAAUGAGAUUCAUAUCGUUUCAUGCAUCAAAAAACAUCAAGAAAUAAUAAAGUGA